AUGUCCGAACAACGUCUGAACGUGAGUUACAAGUGCUUCCGAUGGAGGCGUGUCCGAAAAGGUUAUAUAAGAGAGCACUACUUGUUCAAGGUGAAGGGGCUCGAUGAGCUUUUCGGGGCGUUUGCCUUCGGAGAUGAGCGCAAGGUGAGGGUCUAUAGGCUCUUGGAGGAUUCGAUGAGAUGGGAUUUGGUGAAGGAUUUCGGGAACAAAGUGUUGUACCUAAGCUCCUUCUCGUCAUUUGGGUACACGGCUUGUACGGAAGCCACGGCUAACACGAUCCGGUUGCCCAAAUUUUAUGGUGGGAAUGCUAUUUUCUACUCUUUGAGGGACAGGAAGUUUCAUUCGGAUGACGGAAGAUAUUCGUGCGAAGAUGCGCUUUGCCUUACGAGAUUGGAUUUUGCCACGUGGGUGAUGCCGAUCAUCCCGACAAAUGACCUAAUUACAACGAAGUGGAUUUGA
Messenger RNA from Striga hermonthica, 459 nucleotides. Lineage: Eukaryota; Viridiplantae; Streptophyta; Magnoliopsida; Lamiales; Orobanchaceae. The record is from the annotation of a GenBank genome assembly.